AUGGGCGAUACAGUCCGGACCGACGUCCUGAUCGUCGGGGCUGGUCCGUCCGGGUUGAUGGCCGCCGCCUGGAUGGCCCAGAUGGGAGUAAAGACCAUAAUUAUUGAUCAGAAGUCGCAUCAGACGCGAUGCGGUCGAGCGGACGGACUGGAGAGUCGAACGCUAGAAAUCCUGGAUAGUUUCGGCCUGGCGGACAAAGUCUGGGCUCAAGCAAACCACACCGUGGAGAUUGCAUUAUGGGGCGCCACAGCCGAUGGUAAGCUGCAAAGGCAGAGUGUCACCGCGAAUUCUAAGCCUGGAUGGUCCCGGUUCCAUGAGUCCACGCUCAGCCAAGGUCAAAUAGAAGAAUAUCUCAUGGAAUAUGUGCGGGCUGGAAAGCACGUUGAAGUGAAGCGGGAAACAAUCCCCACCUCGUUCGAGAUCGAUUACAUGAUGAUCGACGACCACGAUGCGUUUCCAAUCCGUGUCAAUCUGGAGAAUGUGUCAUCCGACCCAAAGUCUCCGUUUGAUGGCGUGGUUACUCCCAGCAGCGAGCUCAGCGAGGCUCAAUCGGAUGACUCCGGAUACGCAGGAAUGGGGACAACGGUUGAAGCCAAGUAUAUUCUCGGCUGCGAUGGAGCUCAUAGCUGGCUCAGGAAGCAGCUCGGGUUAAGACUUGAGGGCGAAAGCUACAACGAUUCUUGGGGUGUUCUGGAUAUUAUCCCCUUGACUGAUUUUCCCGACAUCCGAAAACGUUCCAUUAUCAAGUCAAAACAUGGAACUCUCAUGAUGAUUCCACGGGAGAGAAAGCUGGUGCGCGUCUAUGUCGAGCUUCCACCCGAAGCAGCCGACACGUAUCGCGCAGAUCGCAAUGCCGACGUCCUCACGGAUCAGGUCGCGACUAUCAUGCAGCCGUAUACCAUGAGAACAAGUCACAUUGACUGGUCAACCAUAUAUACCGUCGGCCAACGCAUCUGCCGAAAGAUUGGUCUACAUAACCGCAUAUUCCUUGCCGGAGACGCUAUCCACACGCAUUCCCCGAAGGCAGGACAAGGGAUGAACGUCAGCAUGCAAGACACGUUUAAUCUCGGCUGGAAAAUCGCGUCCGUCAUCAAGGGUGUAUUGCACCCUCGUGUCCUCGAGACAUACCAACAAGAACGGUUGCCCGUUGCUGAAAGACUGAUUGCAUUAGACCAGCGAAUCUGCCGAGGAAUGUGUAGCCAGCGGAGCGGGCAUCCAGAGAUGCAACAUGGCCGCUUCGACGAGGACCACAAGCGGGCGCUCGAGGAGGAGAACUCCUCAAUGUCGGGACUCGCUGUGAUCUAUCAGCCUAAUUCUCUCGUCACAUCAACAGUUUGGGAUGCGCCCUUGCUAAAAGACGUGGCGUCUUGCAGCAGCAGACCAUCUGUGGCCCGGAAUCUCCGAGUCGGCGCGCGCAUUCCUAGCGUGCUGAUCAUUAACCAAAGCGACUCGCAAGCACGCCAUCUGCAGCAGAUCCUCCCCAGUACGGGACAAUGGAAUCUGAUCGUUUUUGGAGGUGACAUUGCGGGCGCGGAUCAGAAGCGCCGCGUCGAAGACCUCGCAGAUACUCUCAAUUCCCCGGAUUCAGUUUUUGAGAAGUUGAAUGACCCGGCCUCGGUGGCGCGGCGCGGGUUUCCGGCUCUCGGUGUGUACCUCAUUCACUGUGCGGAUAGACUUAGCAUUGAGCUGAACGACCUGCCGAUCGUCUUCCGUCCUUGGACAAAAGACGGUGUAGACUAUAGCAGGGUUUGGGCUGAUGGCGAAGCUUACCAUCAUGCCGGCGGAGGGAAGCUGUACUCGUCUUUUGGUAUUGGGGACAAGGGGUGUAUGGCGUUACUGCGACCUGAUCAGCAUCUGGCUUUUCUUUCGGAUAUUGAUGAUGUGGAGAGUUUAGAACAGUUUCUGCGGUCGAUCAUGCCUGAAGCGACGCAGAAGCCAGUGUCUUAA
Aspergillus fischeri NRRL 181 is the source of this 1947-nucleotide messenger RNA. Its product is annotated as putative FAD monooxygenase. The transcript has 5 exons. Gene Ontology annotation, molecular function: FAD binding. The record is from RefSeq and is a predicted model, not a curated record. NCBI's taxonomy places the organism in Eukaryota, Fungi, Ascomycota, Eurotiomycetes, Eurotiales, Aspergillaceae. Bases 1 to 1947 code for a protein of 648 amino acids.